AUGCCACCGAACAAUAAGAAAAAGAAGAAGCCCGCGUCUAACCCAGCUCGAGGCUUCGCAACAGUCUCCGUGCCCUCGAAACCCAAACCCGAAAGCACAGCAGAGACCCCACCAACAACCGCAGUCGAUUCCAAAGCCACACCUCAAAACGAACCACAAGUCCCGCGUGCUGAAGAUUGCCCCGCGGGUGAAACAAGCACGGGCACGGGCGCGCGUAGGGCCGGUCCCUCAUUACAGAACUAUUCCCCGGAGGAACUCGAGAGGCAUUUGGAGGAGGCAGAACUGCAGAUUCUGGUUGAUAAAUAUGCGGCAAAGUGCAAGAGUGAUGCGGUACGCCAGGCGACCAAAUUAGAGACUGAAAGACGGGUCCUUCGCCAGCAAUCGGUGUCAUUGAGUCUCCUCGAAUGGCUUCCGACCGAGAUUCAAGAUCGAAUUCUUGAAUUGGCUGGUACUGAAGAGCAUGACUAUCUGAUAUCGAAUGCGCGAGGUACUGGUGCGAAGCAGAUAGGCUCUGAAGAGGAGCUAUAUGGGAAGCUCUGGACCUUGAAAGAGACCCUGCUCAAGCUCGGAUUCUCGGCAGAGCGUACAGAAGAGGCACUGAAACAUGUUCUUCUCUACUUCGCUGGCAAUUCUACCAGCACCAGCCGUGAGGUAGCAUGGAACCUAGACGAGGCACUGGAAUGGCUGGCAAUGCACAGUGAUAAGAAGGACCUCCCACCAUAUACACACACAACGGCCCGUCCCCAAAAAGAUGCGGAUAGUGUCACUUCGUGGAUGAUCGACUCGGAGCCAUCAAGAUCAUCCACCCCCAAAUCCCAGAUUGAGAGCAAACAGGGGAAACCCAAGGCAGACUGGAAGGCUGCGAAAGUCGUUACCCCCGUGUCAUAUGACUCGGAUAGCUCUAUCGAUCCAGACACUAUGGUUCCCGAGUGGUUGGAGCUACAAACCAAGCUGUACAGCCUUCAGCCGGACUUGUUUGAUCGCCCGGCAAAGGGAAAGAAGGGCCGUGGAGCUGCGGUUGGGCAAUCAGACGACCCGGAAAUAGCAAAGCUGCAGCGAAAAAUUGCAAAGAUCGAACGAGAUGUGCUAUUUGAGGCCCAAGAGGCGGAAUUCAUCUGGGGGGGGAGGCUUGACGAGCUCAGGAAGGACGCAGUAUUCAUGCGUCGCCCUGUAGAUCGAAAAAAGCAGCCUCAGACUGCAGAAGAAUCAGCAAAGGGUGCAAUCAAUGGGGGCUCUGAUGUUGAUAGUCUGCCAAUGGACGAAAUGGACGAUGAUGCUGCGGGCCUUCUUGGUGACAUGUUUCAGGCUGAACCCGAUGAUGGGUCCAUCUUGGGUCUGCCUCCUCCAGUGAUCGAAGCUAAAUUCACUAUUCGGGACUUUGGGAAAUCUACUGGACCCCCAUUCCCACUGGCGGUCGAUUCGGUCACGCAUAAGUCAAACGCCGUCACGACCUUCCUCUCAAUGGAUACUCUUGUGACACCGACCCCACAGCAGGCUGAGGGAUACAUGUCGACACUCGCGCUCUUUAUCUUGUUCCCUCAAAACUCCAAGGAAGGCAAAGCCUAUCUGAGAAUUCCUGCAGUCUGGCGAGAUCUUUGGACUGAGUUCUCCAACCUGAAAAAGACCCAGGAAGAUGAAAUUGACAAAGCCACAGUCAAAGAUCUCAAGCGCAUGGUCGAAGAGAACCAGGGCACCUUCGAAGACGACGUCGUGUUGCUGGACAACUUCCGCAAGAGAAAUGGCAAUGCAAGCAAGCCGGGCAGUCCUUUGAGAGGACCUGCUCGAGGCGAUUACUUUGGCCAGGUUGAGCAGCUGCGCGAAAUUUGGGAGGCCAAAGCAUCCACUCCAGCUUUCCAUCGCAUGAUGCAAGGUCGGAUGAACCUCCCAAUCUGGAACUUCAAGGAUGAAAUCUUGAGUACUUUGGACACCCACCAGGCCAUUAUUAUUUGCAGUGAGACUGGUAGUGGAAAGAGUACGCAGAUUCCGUCUUACAUCUUAGAACACGAGAUGCUUCAGGACCGGCCUUGCAAGGUCUAUGUGACAGAGCCUCGGCGAAUUUCUGCAAUUUCCCUGGCUCGGCGUGUUAGCGAGGAACUUGGAGAAAGCAAGAAUGACGUGGGAAGUAACCGGUCUCUCAUCGGUUUUGCUGUGAGAUUGGAGAGUAAAAUCAGCUCAGCUACUCGCCUAGUAUAUGCGACCACUGGUGUGGUUGUCCGAAUGCUCGAACGACCCGACGACUUCCAAGAUAUCACGCACGUCGUUUUGGAUGAGGUCCAUGAGAGAACAAUUGACAGCGACUUCCUUUUGGUUGUCCUCCGAAGACUCAUGCAGAAGCGUACAGAUCUCAAGCUCAUUCUUAUGUCUGCAACUGUCGAUGCUCAACGAUUCUCUAAUUAUCUCGGUGGCGUCCCCGUGCUGAAUAUUCCUGGACGAACCUUCCCAGUGGAAAUGAAGUACUUGGAAGACGCGGUGGAGAUGACAAAUUACCGUUUAUCGGAGGAUGAUUCGAACAUCUUGAUCGAUGAUGACAUGGAUGAGAUCUCCGACACCACUGGUGACAAUACCGGCGGCUUGCCAGCUAGUCUUGAGGCUUACUCGAAGCAGACUAGGGAAACUGUUCUCAAAUUUGACGAGUACCGCAUGGACUACCAGCUGAUCAAGAAACUGUUGUUGAAUAUUGCCACUGCUCCUGAGAUGGAGCAUUACAGCAAGGCAAUUCUCGUCUUCAUGCCCGGUUUGGCCGAGAUUCGUCGUUUGAACGACGAAAUCCUCUCCGAGCCGACUUUCCAGAGAGGCUGGAUCGUGCAUGCCCUACACUCUUCCAUUUCCAGCGAGGACCAAGAGAAGGCCUUUGUCGUGCCCCCGGAAGGUUUCAGAAAGAUUGUCAUUGCCACAAACAUUGCGGAAACUGGUAUCACGAUUCCUGAUAUUACAGCAGUCGUUGACACAGGGAAAGAGAAGAUGAUGCGCUUCGAUGAAAGGCGACAGCUCUCACGCCUCGUCGAGUCGUUCAUUUCUCGCGCCAACGCCAAGCAACGUCGUGGUCGAGCUGGACGUGUCCGGAACGGUAUCUGCUUUCACUUGUUUACAAAGUACCGCCACGACAAAUUGCUGGCUGAACAGCAGACGCCAGAAAUGCUCCGCUUGUCUCUGCAAGAUCUCGUGUUGCGCGUUAAGAUCUGCAAGUUGGGAGAGGUGGAGCAGACGCUUAACGAGGCAUUGGAUGCGCCGUCUUCCAAGAACAUUCGUCGUGCCAUUGAUUCUCUCAAGGAAGUCAAGGCACUCACAAGCAACGAGAGUUUGACACCAUUGGGAUCGCAACUUGCCAAACUUCCACUAGACGUCUUCCUAGGCAAGUUGAUCAUCCACGGUGCAUUCUUCAAAUGUCUGGACGCAGCCGUCAGCAUCGCUGCCAUCCUGUCCUCAAAGUCGCCCUUUGUCAACACUAUGGGCUCCAACUCGCAGCGUGAUGCUGCCCGAAACUCGUUCCAGAGAGGGAACUCGGACCUAUUGACUGUCUACAACGCUUAUUGCUGCUGGAAGCGCGCCAGGAGCACGCCCGGCAUGAGCGAGUUCUCUUUCUGCCGGAAGAACUUCCUCAGCCCGCAGACGCUUCUCAGUAUCGAAGAUAUUAAGAUGCAACUGGUAGUCUCAGUCGCAGAUGCAGGCCUCAUCACUCUCGAUGGUGUCCAGAAAACCGCUCUGAACAGGGCGCGGUCUACGAAUCGAAAUCGCCAAUUUUUCACUAUUCCCGAGCAACACGACCUCAACAGCGCCAAUGACACGGCGAUCAACUCCGUUGUUGCCUGGAGUUUCUAUCCGAAGCUCCUCAGCCGCGAGGGUAAGGGCUGGCGCAGUGUCGCAAACAAUCAGGCCGUCAGUUUGCAUCCGACCUCCAUCAAUAAGCACGCCGAUCCGGCGAUCAAGUGGCUCUCAUACUACCACAUCAUGCAAGCACGGAACCGGAAUCUAAACGCGCACGAGACGAGUGCAGUAGACGAUUUUGCGAUCGCUUUGCUGUGUGGAGAGGCCGAGUUCAAGUUGUACUCUGGUGUGAUCUCCAUUGACUCUAACCGCGUCCGCUUUGCAACACAUACUUGGAAGUCCAUGCUGGCCCUGAAGAUCCUAAAUUCCCGUCUACGCGACCUCCUCGCGUCUACCUUCCGCAACCCACAUAAGCCGCUGUCUUAUAAGCAACAGCAGUGGCUAGAUAUCUGGCAGCAAAUCUUUACGCUUGCAGGCAAGAAGUAG
Messenger RNA from Penicillium daleae, 4251 nucleotides. Its product is annotated as putative ATP dependent RNA helicase. NCBI's taxonomy places the organism in Eukaryota, Fungi, Ascomycota, Eurotiomycetes, Eurotiales, Aspergillaceae. The record is from RefSeq and is a predicted model, not a curated record. The transcript has 7 exons. Gene Ontology annotation, cellular component: intracellular anatomical structure. Gene Ontology annotation, molecular function: ATP binding; RNA binding. The coding region runs from base 1 to 4251 and encodes 1416 amino acids.